Molecule: messenger RNA, 486 nt
Organism: Effrenium voratum
Lineage: Eukaryota; Dinophyceae; Suessiales; Symbiodiniaceae
Source: the annotation of a GenBank genome assembly
AGUCGCCCACGAAAGACCGUGUGGGAAGAUUCUCGAGAGCGAAGGUGAAUGGCCUAUGGUGAGAUGGUACUUCUGCUUGCUCCUCUGGCGGGCCGCGAGCGAGGACGAUGAGAGCUUGAGCGACGUGGCGCUGCUUCAGCAAAGCCUCGGGCUGCAGAGGACGCGGGACAGCCUUUGUCAGAGAGAGAGCUGCACGCCCGCGGUCUUUAUCGUGACCUCGGGGCGCACGGGGUCUACCACCCUCAUGCACAUGCUGAACCUCAUCCCCGGGUAUGACAUCAAAGGCGAGAACCUGAAUUUGGCGUCUGACAUCUAUGACAUGCAUCAGGAGCGGGAAAGUGAUUGGAAGACCUACAAGUCCAGCACCCUCUACGCGUGGCACCACAGCAAUGCAAGGAACGACUCUGAGAUUGACUGCAGCAUGCGGAUGAUGGUCAUGGCAGAGCUCAAUCCAGACCCCAACGCACGGGUCGUCGGCUUCCGGGC